This is a messenger RNA of Porites lobata, 23599 nucleotides long. Lineage: Eukaryota; Metazoa; Cnidaria; Anthozoa; Scleractinia; Poritidae. The record is from the annotation of a GenBank genome assembly.
AAUACUGACGGCAGGCAGCUUUGUGCGGCCAGUCAGAAAGCAUCAGGAUUCAACAGAUAUAGACCCUCUGGAGCGAAAAGGGACUUAGAAAUGAUUAACAAGCUUACUUUUGUCGUCGUUUUAACGGUUUUGCUUUCACAUAAUGCUGGUAAGUAAUAAUUAGAUUCUGAGUUUUAUGAGUAAAAAGGUUAGUCUUAUAAAGCGUGUUAGUGUUCACUAACCUCUUGUUUUCUAAAAAACCGCGGGCAACAAGAAACAUUUGUGUGUUUGCUUUACAUAAAAUUCUGUGUAGAGUAAAUACAUGUUCAUUUCCAUAAAUAUUAAGUGAUAAAGCUACUCUGUGUACCAUAUCUCGAAAACAGAACAUUUUAAGGGUCUGAUAAUGCCCAUUUGGUCUUCUAUAACAACGUCAUGAAACACUAAAAAAGUUAACUUCCUCAGUAUUUAUUUUGCUAUAAAAGGAAUGCAUAUGUAGAGAUGUAAUUAAUGGUUCGUUUCGUGUUGAUCGAUCGCAACCCCUGCGCAAGAAAGGGUUUACUUUAACAAGUCUAAUAAUGCCUUUCCAAGAGGGUGGUUGAUGAAAUUUAACCUUGAAAGAUUGCCAAAUAUCCUAACCUUUAGGGUACGAAUAUAUUAAGAAAAUUUGUUUCAUUUCACUUGUGAAUCAAAAUGUUAUCGUAAAGGAACUACGUGCCAAACUACAGCAGACCAUAUCUUUUAAGAAACAAAUCACGGAGAUCUACUGUGAAAUUCGUCUGAGAUGCUCGUCCUUUCAGAUUUAUGUGUCCUAAACACAACUAACCGGUUACGAAACAAUCAAAAACCGAAAUGUUAGAAUUUAAGUCUGACUGGAAGAGUCCACCUGGUAGAUCCUCUUGGCGUUGCUGUUAUUUUAGAGGCCGCAUUCAAAAGCUCAAACAAGUUUGCAUGCAACCUUCAUAUAUCAACAUUUGUAUGACCAUCACUUCUGUACUGUACUACUGUAGUAGUAUGCUGUACUGUACACAGGUUCUGUUUUGUGUCAUCCUUGUGCAUCUGUUUUUUCUUUUAGCAGCUGUAAAGAGAUAAAAAAUUUAGUUUGAAAAGAAUAUGCCAGCAGGAAGUUGAAUUUUUUACUAAAGUAAUAUUUGCAUGUCCCUUUUUUUUCUAUCUCGGAAAAGUCCGUUAUUUAAGUCACCGCAUCCGUGAUCCGGUUAUCAACACAAAAACAGGAGUUUUGAGUGAAAUCCUGAUCACUGUAUAGAUUUCCUGGAUCAAGAAUUAAGACAGUCGUUUAUUUCGAACUAGGGCGCGCAGUUCUCUUCUCGAUUUUAUAAGUUGUAAUAAAUUCACAGCUAAUACGUUUAAAAAUGCUUUCGCAAAGUUAUUUAAAAUUCUUAAGAGGCCAAACCUGCCCAGUUCGUGAUGACAGUAACAAGCGAUAAGAUUUUUAAGGAUAGCUGUACUAAACAAAAUGAUAAAGGAUAACUGAUUCCAUGGGUACGCACAAACGUGCAGAGGAUGGAAUAGAAGUAUGAUAGUUUCCCACCGAAUAAUUACUCUUUGAUUUAAAGUGAGUAAAUUACUGUUUGCCCCAUUGCACUGCAUUUUCCUUCUUGGGUACCUCUGAUGUUAAAUAUUUUCCAACUUUCGGUAAGGAAAUAAAGGAACGUGAUAUAUGAUACGACAUUGUAUAUUUAUUUAUUGACUUGGCCUUUACUUUGUUUUGAAUUAGUUCUGCCAAUGAACGCAAUGAACUGCUCUUUGUAACUCCAACCGUUCGGUCUUUACAGUUUGGCAACAUAUAGUUGCUUCUUCAAGUUUUGCGAACAUUUCAGCCAAGAGGGGAGGGUAAAAAUGGAAAGGUUCGUAUAAAACACAGAUGUUUCAGAUAAAAUGUUUCGGGUUUAAAAGGCACGUUGACUCGUCCCAAUUUCGCCCCGUUCCGGUUCAAGAUAGGUCCAUGGGCAGCCCUUGUGCUCUUUCGUAACGGAGCAGAUCAGAAAAGUUGGUUCUGCAUCCGCAUUUUUUUUUUUGUUUCCUUGUCAAUGUGUCUGGACGGUUUUUAUUUCCAACUCUCUCCCUUUCUAUGCAGUCCGGUCUCUUGUUCCUCCUGCGAGAAGAAACCGUUCAGGGAGUUCCGGCUCAUUUUGAAAUAACAUUUUGUGUCUUAAAAUAACAUAAACAGGGCACCUUACUUAAACAUUCUGGGUCAGAAAUGUCUCAACAAAAUCAUUGUUGGCUUAAUCAUCUUUUUCUUUAUGGAUAAAGACGUCUAAAUAUAACCGGCAUCAUUAAACCAUCGGAAAAUACUUAGUUACGAACUUUUGUUUAGACUUAAUCUAAGUUUGUGAAACUGUCCUUCUGGAGUUUUGUGGUAACUCGCUGACUAGACCCUAGCCCUUAAGAUUCAUAGUUACAACACCAGAUUUGUAUCCGCUUAGUUUUCAUCGCUCGUCUCUUGGCCAAGGAAGGAGCUGUCAGUUUUACUUUUCUUGGAUCUAAAAUCUGAGAAACAUUCCCUCUGAAUCGAACGAAUGUAAAAUUGUAGACAUCCAAAACUGGUAGAAGGUAAUAGGAAGAUAAAUACUGUUUUGGUUGCCAAAAUUCAUCCUAGUACUUUCUAAGUGUACUUUAUCGAAAUAAAUGUCUUAAAGUAUCUACUUGUAGUGGAGAAAAAUUGGGAACCAAACUUAACGUGCUUUAUUUUAAACGUGCUUUAAUUUUUGGGCGAUUGAAUGUGGUCACAAUUCACAUUCUCGUAACCUGAGAUCAGUCGUUACUUAUUUAUUUAUUUAUUUAUUUGCUUCUUUGCUUCUUCGGCUCGAGAGGGGAAAAAAAAUAACCGAAAACAGAUUACAGAGAUAAAGGGAGAGGGCAUAAUCGCGGGCUUACAUUCUCGGCGAUCACUAGUUUUGAAAAGAUGGUUGAUUGUUAUCGAAAUCGUUACUAUGUCUAAAUUUAUGUAUUAUUUUAAGCUAACAUGCAAUCGAAAUCGUUUUGCUUAUUACAGCGGCCAACAACGCUUUUUCGACUCAUCCCACAACGAAGGAACCUUCAUCCGAGCGACCAGAAACUCAGCAACCAGUUACUACUCGAUCAAUACGGCAUGCCUCUUCAACCAAGGGAAUAACGCACAUGUCUCCUGAACGCGUGGAACUGUCAUUGUUUCGUGAUUUGUUUGACGGUUAUGAUAAACGCAUCAGACCAGUGUUAAGAAUGGAAGACAAUGUGACAGUAGAACUUGGAAUUUCCCUGUUCCAGCUUAUUGAUCUUGUAAGUAUGAGAAACGAACAAAACUAUCACAGUUUUAAACAAAACUAUGUAAGAGUAACUACAGGCUCGGUAAACGGCUGACGUCCAAACGUUUUGGCCUUUUCUUGACGUCAUCAGGGGCACCCAACGACAAUUUUCGGAAAAUUAUCUGUUCGGAAGACGAUUUGAGAUCUAGAAUUUUCUGAUCAUUUUCUGUAAAAUUUCUUGCUUCCCUGCCUCUCCUAGGAUUUUCGAACAUCAAAAAAGUGGUAUAAUUGCCCAUUUUUAACGGAUUUUUACCCUAAAAAGGUCACAUAGAAUUUUCGGGAGCCUUUUUUCCGGCUGAAAUUUUCGAAAAGGUAAAUUUUGAUCCCUAUAAUUUUCGGAUUACUAUACUUUCAGCUAGGAAAUCCGAACAGAUGAAAAAUUUUAAGGGGAUAAAAAUAAGCCUUUAUCUACCGUUUAAAUACUAAAGUACGUUCAACAAUGCUAUGUUUAUGUGGUUUUGAACUAUAUUCUCGUUUAAAUACUAAACCUCGAAAAAAUACGUUCAACAAUGCUAUGUUUAUGUGGUUUUUUUUCAACGUUAUAUUGUUAGGGAUAUAUCGCUGACCCUGGGUCAUUUAAAUAUCCGCAAUUUUGAAAAGAACCAAACGUCAAGAAAAAAUUAUAGCACGGAACGACACGUUCCCCAACCUUUACGAUGCACUAGUUUAUGAGCGAAAAUUUAAGAGUGAAUAUUUGAGAGACAAAUUUACGAGCGAUCACUUAAGAGUGAACCUUCCAUCGUGAAACUUAUCGAGAAAUUGAGUGAACCUUCCAUCGUGAAAUUUAUCGAGAAUCAAAGCGAACACUUAUCAAAAUUUGUCUUCAAAAAGAUUUCAAUGAUUGACAUACCGAAGUCUUCAAAGCUCCAUCGCUAUGUUAGUAAGGUGAGAAAACUUUAUCAUGCACGAUAUAAAUGUAAUAACAAACGCGAUCCAAAGAUAAUUAACUUAAAUAAAAUGGCUAUACCCAAGAAAGCUUAUUUGUUGUCUUUCUUUAGCAGGCAUUAUCACAGGAUAAUGAAACUAAAAUGUAAAGCACGUCGAUACUUAUCAUUGUUUUCUUGCAAUUGUGUGAGUCAUAUGACCAAUUAUGUGAAUUUCAAACUAAGUAAAGAUGUUGAGAAGAAUUCAGGACCUACUCAAUACAACACUGAUCAUCAUGAAGUAAUAAUUAGACCUUCUACGCAAAAUCACAGCUCAACAAUGCAGUUGAACUCUCCUAUUUCCUCUGAGAAUUUGAUGAAGUCUAGAUUAGGUGCACUUUGUUUACAAUCAAGAGAUGUUGGCGGUGCAGGUGAUUGUUUCUUUAGAUCUGUAUCACAUCAAUUAUAUGGCAAUAGCAACCAUCAUAUGCAUAUACGUACUGCUGCGGUUCAAUUUAUGAGAGGUAAUCCAGAGAGAUUUAUUGAGAGCAAUACCGAAAAUUCAUGGCUAAGAUAUCUGAGUAAUAUGUGUAUUCAAGGUACAUGGGCUGAUGCACCUAUCAUUCAAGCAGUUGCAGAUAUGCUACUGUUUACCCAGUUCAGGAAAGAAAUACUUCCUCUACAAUUAUUAUAGGUCAUAUUGAUGAAUGCUACUAUGUAUCAACCACUGCCUUAUAAUCAAGUGCCUCCAUUUCAAUGUGCAAUGAAUUAACAAAUGAUACUCAGUCAUCAAUAAAUAAGCAUUUUAUUAUGUCUAUAUAUAACACUGGAUGGCAUUUUUUACAGUGCAAGACAACAAUCCAUGACCACAAAGAUCUAUUUCAAAAAUGUCUUAUGUCUGUUAUCAUUUCAAAUUCACAGUGUUUUCGCAAAAAAUAGAUAAAUGUGAUUAAUAAAUCUCAAUGAUAAACCUGAUGAUAACGUACUUGAGAAAAUGUGAAAUUGUGAUAAUUCUGUAACAAACUUCUUUGCAAACUUUGUCAUUACCAUUCAACCCAAAACUGUCAGUGAUUUUUGCUUUUUCACUCAAACUUAAAAACAAAUGAAAACCUUAUACAGAUCAGACUUAUUGACAUCACAGUGUUACUAAAAACACUACUAUAACACAGACCGUUAGCUGUAAUAACACUGAACAAACUUCCAACAACAUCCUCCUUUCUCAUGCAUUUUGUUGCUUUUCUUCUGCAUGAGUAAAUUCAGACUAAGUAUUAGCCUCCACAGAGGAGGGGGGAGGGGUGCAAGAGGUAAACUAUAUCUAUGCAAUCCCGUGUCCCACUGGGCCCCGGUAAGUUCCACGUAGUGGUUCUAGUUGUUUAGCUAAAUUUCAAACUUCAACUUCAUUUACGCGUUAUAUAAUUUGUUUUCAGUAGUGUAAGGUUGCUCCUUUACUCCAAGAAUCUCAUUACUUUGCGCAGGAAUACGUAGAUGAUGUUAUAGCCUUUGUCUUUAUCUCAGUCAUGAACGAAAUGUGUUGGAUUCUCAUUAUCUCGUCUUUCUUGUACUUCUAAUACAACAGCAACAAUAGACUCACGCUGUUUCGCCUCUAGACCAUACACUAACUGGCAAUGUUCACACUACCUCGGAUAGCUUUUUUUGUGGGCAUGAAUACCAUAUCACACAUAGGAACGGUGAUUUCUGCGCGAUUGCUGUAACGGAGCGAAACUGCGCCGCGCCGAUCUCUAAAGUGGAGAGUCAUAGAGUCAUUUAUCGAAUAGGUGUUCAUACGAUAUACCGGAUGGCUUUUGUUGUGGGCACGAAAAGCCAUCUGUUAUGGUGUGAACACAGCCUUAAUCGUGAACGUUGGCUUGUAAUGAACGUUUGAUUGAACAGUGAAGAAAACACUUUUACGGAUGUAUUUGAUAUUACCAGUGACAUCGGCAACUUCAGACCGCACAUUUUCUGCCCUCAGGCGACUAAAGAACUACCCAGGAAGCAUCAUGAAGCAGGUCCGCCUAUACAACUGCCAACUGAUGCAUUAUCACAAAUAGAUUAUGGACACACUAGACACUAUGAAGAUUGCAAAGAAGUUUGCUUGUGCCAACGAACAACUUUUAAAAAGAGCAUUUUGGAAAAUCUGAGUAGGGGUAUGCGUAUGGCUGAGUGAAAGAUGAGCCCCCCAAGUCACAGGCGAGUUGGCACUUAUUCCCUAGCUGAGUCUUUUAUUUCUAAUUUAAUAGAAAUACGAAAAAGAGAAGAUAAUGAGAAUUCACAGCCUCUCUAUUUAUGAGAUAAAGACAAAAGGCUAUGACAUCAUUGACUUUAUUAUUCAUCAAAAUAUUUCCCCAAUUCUGAUUGGCUAAAAGCACACGCAUAACUCACCAUAACCAGUUACUGAUGACCAAAUCUGGAAGAAUUUUGGGGUUAACGAGGAAAUGACGUCAAAAAUGCAGCCCGCUACAGGUUAAGGCACCGUUACCGAGAAGACCUGGGGACGAGGUUGAGUUGCUUUGGUUGUGAAAAAAAAUGGCGGACAUUUCAUUCGUUUCAAGAUUAAGAACUACUGCUGGAACUAGGCGAAAUAAUAGCUAAAAACAUGGCAAAAACAGCACGAAGACAACUUGCAGGGCGACAUCUACUAUUUGGAGAAUAUCUGCACAACUGCACAAACGUAAACGUACACUAUCGAAGAUGAACUUAACAUCGUUGCGGGUAAGCAUGUUUUUGCUAUGGUUUUAAACUAGGAAUUAUUUUGAAUGAAUAAUAAAGCAAUUAAUGUAUUCCCUCCCAAGUUACUGAGAUUACUUUGCAAAAGAAAAAAUGGGUAACUGGUGCACCCUAUACUACUUUUCUCAUUGUUGCACUUGCUUCGUACUGUUCUCCUCAGCAAAUCCAUUAAAAAUCUCUUCUCUUUGGCAGGACGAAAGAAAUGAGAUGAUGAAACUAAGUAUUUGGGUGAGACAGGUGAGCACUCAGCAACAGCUGUUGGAUCUGCUUAACAGUUAUGGCUUCUGUUUAACUAAAGCUUCUUUUACUGCGUUGCCGUUUUUGUUUUUACACUUUCAUUUUCUAUCCUAUUUUAGCCUGGGAAAACAGCCGACAUUUCGCGACGCUACCAACAGUUUCCGUGCGAAAUGACGUCUGAGGAACGAGCGCAGAAAUUCCAUACUGAUGACCUGUCACUACCCUGAUCUGAUUGGUUGAAAAUUUGCUUCAACCAAUCAGAAGCACUAACCUCAUCAGGGUAGUGACAAGUCAUCAGUAUGGAAUUUCUGCGCUCGUUCCUCAGACAUUAUUUUCAGUGGUAGCGUCGCCAAGUGCCGGCUGUUUUCUCAGGUUAUCACUGCUUUAACCUGAGUUUAAUGAAAAAGAUGUAAACUUCUUCGCUCUAGAUGGCCCCUGGCAAUCCAAAUAAACUGAAUUUGCUGAAAAAGAAGCAGUUAUGUACUAGCGAAAGGUUAAGUCCCAGUACCAAAAGGAGCCCUAGUUUAGAAGACAAAAUUGUGAACGGUUCUUAAAUUACAGAAAGAAAUGAAAAGCGGAGAUAACUGUGCACUACUACGUGCUGUCAAGAAGCAAAAAUUCGUUUCGUUUCUUAAUUCCUCCCUAAUUACCGCGAAGACUUGGUUGAAAUCAGUUAGUAAAAUACAGUCAGUCGGUCUAAUGCCUUAGCAGAAUUAAACAACCUUAUUUAAACUACCUUUACCGCUUUUUGCUCUACUUCAGAAAUGGAAGAACCCGUUUCUUCGCUGGAAUGCCACACAUUAUGGAGGGAUAUCAGAGAUCAAUGUUAACCCCGGAAAUGUAUGGAAACCAGAUUUGGCUCUUUACAACAAGUAAGUUGACAUUUUGGACAAACAAAAGUCCACCAGGGAAAUAAUACUGAAUUGACGCUCUGUCGCUUUAAAAUUUGGAGAACUAUGGACUGAGAAGGUAUCUGAGAUGACCAAUUUGAGCUAAAAUCAUUAUGGAGCCGCUUUCGUAAAUGGCCUAACAAAAUUGCUUUUUUGCAAUUGCAUGAGUAUUCCUUUUUCAAGAAUUCACAGAUGAAUCUGUGCACCAUGUCCUUGUCCGUAGGAUGAUUAAUAACCUACCGAGGACAAUUCUUUGAAUUUCCAGUUUGCACAAAAAUUUCAAUUCCCAUGGUAUAUUCCCUUGACGUUUCCGUUUGACUUGCUUUACAGUGCAGAUGCUGGCUCCGAUGGGUCCUUGGAGAGGUUCAAUCAGCAGAUAAAAGUUAAUAGUGAUGGUCAAAAUCUAUGGCUUGCUCCGAUUAUUCUUUUGAGCUCCUGCAAAAUUCACGUCAAAUAUUUCCCCUUUGAUGAGCAGCAUUGUGAGCUGAAGUUUGGAUCUUGGACAUUCGACGGAUUUCAUUUGGAUUUGUUAGCAGAGGCACCUAAGGCUGAUAUUGGGAAAUUUGCACUAAAUGGCGAAUGGGAACUUAUUGAAGUUCUCUGUAAAAGAAACGUUAUAAAAUACGUCUGUUGCGAUGCACCAUAUCCUGACAUAACUUACACAGUGAGGAUCCGCAGAAGGACUCUUUUCUUUUUCUUUAACAUGGUCAUUCCAUGUCUCGUCAUUGUAGGUAAGAUAUACUCCAGAACGGGUGGCUUUAGGUGUGAGAAAAGUAUGGAAAAUUAAAAAAUAAAAUACUCAAAAUUCAGUGUGAAAACUCAUCGCAAAAGCUUGACAAAAGGCAUAUUUUGUAAAAGGUUUCAACCCAGGAGUCACUUUAUAAGUAGUUUGAGCAUAAUCGUCCGGUUGAACGUAGUCCUGAAUACUGACUGUUGUUGAGAGUGCCGACUCCCUUUUCGACAACCAGUGCCCAAGUCAUCUUCGGAGUCAUAGUGAGUUGAUCGAAAUACUGUUGAUGUAAACUGUGUAAAGUUCCUCUUUCCACGUCUUUACUCAACUGUUAUAUCAUUUAUCUUUUAAGGUACAACUUCUGUGGUUUCUCCUCACAUGUUAUUAAUUGCUCCUAUUAACCUUCUUGUUCAAUGCUCUGGGGAUAAGACGCCUUCGUCCAAGCUUGAAACCGUAAGGUCGCGGGGGGGGGGCGGUGAGGAGGUAGUGGAUGAAAAGAGACUUUUCAUUUUAUAAUCACCACUUCCUCUCAGCCCCAGAUUCCGAUAUGUACUCCUUUCUGAGCGCUUGCCUGUAUAUAAAUUGUCUUUGCUUUUUAACAAAAUAAGUUCUAGUAAAAGUAAUUUUCUUCAAAUUAAUCAAAUUAAAUUAAACUGUUUUUGUUUUCAGGUCUUACUAUCCUGUCAUUCUACCUACCGCCAGACUCCGGUGAACGUCUGUCAUUAGUUAUUACCAAUCUGCUCGCCAUGACUGUCUUUAUGCUUUUGGUAGCUGAAAUCAUUCCACCCACAUCUGAUGCAGUGUCAAUCAUAUCUACCUUCUAUUCCUGCUGUAUAUUUGAGGUGCGUUAUCAUCAGCAAGGACACUAGUGGGGUAUAUUGAUGAAACAAGAAGAUACCUUGUGCUUGUCCUUUACUGGAAUAUAUAUAAAAAAUAUUUUCAUGAAAAUGUUUUUGGCUGUAUUAGAGUUUUAGUCACCCUGGCAGGGAGUGACCCACUUCGCGGCUCCAAAAUCAGACUGACGCUCAAUAUGUAACAUUGGACCUUUCACUUGUUUGGUUCAGACUCUCUCCUCAUGUGAUCAGCUAGGUUAAAUCAAUGUUGUUACUGGGUCGUUACUAUCACCCGAUGCUACAAUAUGCUUGUACUGUGCGCAUGGAAUCGAGAGUUUUGAAACAUCGUUGUUACACGGUAGUUAGUAUGCUAAUGCUUCUUUACAAACCUUAUUUUCACAGGUUGGAUUAGCUCUUAUAGGCACGUGUGUAGUUCUCAAGUACCAUUUCAAUAACCCUUCAAUUCAUAAGAUGCCAGACUGGCUACGUUUUAUCGUUCUCCAAUGUUUGGGAAAGAUCUUCCACAAGAAGCUUCGCAAUGAUGACAAUCUGUUGGAAAACAAAAAUCCUUUUGAAAAGAGAAGACGUUUGAGGAGUGAAAAUGGAUAUUUCGAGUCCUUUAUUCCCAUGGAAAGGCAAAAUCCUAAGUGGCCUCUUGAAAACAGAUCUCGAGGUGCUUCAAUGGAUAAGGAGCACCUGGGGGCAUUUAAUGGUAAUGAAACAUCUCAGGAGUUUGAUGAUAAGUCGAGUCAAAUAACAAAAGCAAUUACCCACAAACAAGAAACCAUCGCUAACGCCCUGGAAAAACUAGCGGAAGCAAAGGAAGCUGAAGAUGAGGAAGGGAAACAAAGAGAAGAGUGGAUGAUGGCUGCAUCUAUUAUGGACUCACUUUUCAUGUGGAUUUUUUUUCUCACCUUGGUUGGUUCUCUGGCUGCCCUGUUUUUUCAGCUUCCAAAGUACGAUUAGCGUGCGCAUUGAUUAAGGAAUAUUGAGCUUAAUUGAGUUCGGCUCUGCUAAGUAGGUACAAAAUGGCUUCGGAACCUUAAAGCUCAAAAGUUGAUUCAGUUUUAGUAGAAUCAGACAACCUGAAGUGCUAGUGAUUACCUGAAAAGGAAAUAAAAUAAGAAAUCAGGGCAGUGUUAAGUUCAACGUUAAUUUUCCAGCUGUAGUAUUCUCAGGUUUUCUAGGAUAAAGAUGUGUCAAAGUUUCCAAUAUUACUGGGUUCCAAAUACAACUUUUUCAUACACUGUAUCACCAAACUUUGGCAUAAACUAUGUUUAAACACAACAUGUACAGUUAAAAAUGUUGCGUUCACGCCAGUCGACUAUCUCAGUUAUUGGCGUUAUUAGUUCUUCUAGAGAAUCAACCUCAUUCCCUGGAUUCUCUCCUACCCGUCCUUACGUCGCUCCGUAGGCGGAGAAUUGGCUCUUUGCAUGACUGUGAUCACGUGAUCAACUUUCGGUAAACACUAAAACAGUUCACUUUUGAAAACUUUUGUUAGCAUAACCUGAACGAGCAUAUUAAAAUUAUGUAACCUGAGAUUUUUCAGCGAUUGUAACGGCCGUUGAAAGUUAGGGCCUGUUUACAUGGAGGAGGGGGACCCCCGGCCGUCGUAGGUGAGGUAACCCGCUUAGCUGGGGCAACCUGCAUUUGCAUAUAAUCUCUCAUUUAAUUUGGUCACGUUUACGUGAUGGGUGGGAUGACCCGCCACAUACUACCUUACCUACCUAGGGUCCCCCACCUCCAUGUAAACAGGUCCUCUAAGAUUUUUAAACUGUCGUUAAAUCUUUCCCUUCCGCGUUUAAGGGCUCAAAUUUCAUGUUAUAAAUUAAAAGGAGAUGUGAGCCCUGUAAUGCUUAAGGAAAUAUUUCAUGACAGUUUUGAAAGUUUCGAAAUUACAAGGAUUUGUAUGGAAAACCAUGCAAGCGUGACUGGAUGGCAAACACUUCCAGCUUUCGGCGGCCGUUGCAAUCGCUACUUUUGAGAUACACGACAGAAAAUUCUCAGGUAACCUAAUUUUAAUACGCUCUUUCAGCUUGUACUAACAAAAUUGAACUGUUUUCGUGUUUACCAAAAGUUGAUCACGUGAUCUGAUCAAGUCAUGCAAAAAGCCUAUUGAAUCUGUAAAUAAAAGACGUCCCCACUCACUAGGGUUAAUCAGGUUAGCUUUGUAGUCUAUAUUAACGUGUCCUUUUGUUCUAUGAGGAUAAGAUUAAACAGAGACAGCUUUGUGAUGUGUUGAAUAUGAUGAUUAGAAAAAAAACGUAAUUCAGAUGAUUCUAUCUUCUUCAAUGGUCUUUUAUAGAUUAGUUUCAGGCAAGACGUAAUGGUGCACAUGAUAAAAAUUGAGAUGUGAGCAACUUCUAACACCAAAAGGUCUUUGAUUCAGACUUUGCAAGUAGAAUCGAUGAACUUAAGUUAAACAUCUUUUUAAAUUUUUGUGCUUUUUAAGACAUAGUAAGCCUUCAUUGACAACCCCAUUUGCUCGGAUUUUUGUCACUCCAAGAGGAAUUUUCGUCACCACUUAUUCACAUCCGGGCAUUCACAACGGUGAUGUAAAUGACAGGCAGAAGGUCACAGUUUUUUUUUAUUUUAGAGGCUUACUAUUCCAGUGAUAAAUGAAGGCCUUAAUUAAAGCCUAGAAAAAAUUGCAUACGUUCCUUAAAGUUGUUUUUGUGCAUGGUCGUGGAAUACUUGAAACGACUCUUCGGUCGAUACUGAAUCACAUCACGUUUCAAGUGAUGUGACAAACUUGAAGACCGACGUCUCCCAGUCGGACUGACAGAUAUGGUUUCUGAUCUUUCCGAGGUUUUUCAAAACAAUAAAGGGUGGAUUUUAUAUCUCACCAACAGCGGUGUUAAAUAAGAGCGACUGAGUGUCGUCGGAGUGUCUCAAAUUUUGCAAGUUGUUUUAGUAGUACAGUGAUCUUUUCUUAUUUUAUGAUUGAACUUCAAAACGGCUGAAACUAAACUGAGUUGUAAAAGGAAACGAAAACAAAUAAAGAUUAAACAAAAUCUCGCUACGCUGUUUCUCAUCGAGUCUUUCACUUAGCGUUUAGCCUUAAAUAAUAGACUCAGUCCCCCGCACUUUUUCCAGUUUUUUUUUUAAAUUGGAAAUUGUCCCGCUAUCAAGAAGGUCUUUGAAAUCUAAUCGAAUCCAAUAAUUGGAUCAUGAAGUAACUUAAACACCUGCUAAUAUAUAGAUUUAGCCAGGGCUAAAAGCGAAGCUCUCGUUAAUGUAUAUAGUUUACUGAAACAAAAUAUAAUAUCGUGUAACGCUAACCAAGCUGGCGACCCACCUCGUCCCCAGGGCUUUUCCCUUAAACAAUGGGUGGUGACGGCAACGAAAACAGCCAAAAAAAAAAAAAAAAAAAAAAAAAAAACAAUAGGUUUAAGGAGCAAAAAAAAAACAACAACAACAACAACUUUGCAUGUGUAGCACACUUUUUUUGUGUAUUUCUUUGCCGUUGUUUUGUACGACGACAACGUGAAACUUCCAGAAACUUCCUAGUUACACUUUCUCUGUUAUCCACGCCAAUGUAGACUUUAAAAUUAAGUCGAAAGAAAGAAUCGGCUUCGUUGUUGUUGUUUUUUAUCUCUAAAAGUCCAGGUGACUAUGCUAUUUACUGUCGAAACGCGAGGGUACUUGAAAUGCAAAAUUUCACCCCGGCUUACAUGAAGGGGUGGACGUACGUACGGACGAUUUUCUCAGAACCAAAAUUUCUUGGAUGCAUAGAUUACCAAAUUUUCUUACCCAUGUGGUACUCCGCUGCGAGCGCUUCGGGCGCGAGAGCUCCGCUAUAAAAAACGAUUUUCUCUUCUACCGGUAUGGGCGGUUACUAAACAUUAAUCGAACAUUACCAUAUGGUUCGCUUAUUUUGUUUAACUGUUUUUUAAAAAAAUUAUUUUCGUUUAUAAAUGAAAUUAGGCUGUUUAGAAUUACGUUUUUAGUAUUAUUAAAGAAGUUUUGUUUUGAAUGUUCUCGGAUGGCUACCAGGCUCCUGCACCACAUGCAGCUUUUCUAUGCAUGGCGGCAAGGUUAAAGGUUUAUUACGAACAAGAUUCAUUGCAGAUUACGAACAGAAGAAAAUAUCUUGACACAAACCCAAUACAGUAAAUUCUAAUAAAUAUUAAACGCUCAAAUUGAAAACGUUGCAGCCAAGAAGAUUUUGCAGGGACUGAUCAAACAACGUGAAAUAGAGUUAAGUUGCGAUAUUUCGCCUGGCCAAAACCAGUCUUCAUCAGGUUUAUUUAGAUAUCACGAAUUUACCGAAAUAUAUAUGAAGUAAAAUAAUGACCGUGGUAUGGUGUGGCUACUUAAAAAGACAAGAUAACAAAAAAAUAAAAGAUAUACUAUAUAUAGUUACAGUUCAUCACGUUUAUUGAUGCCCAGAGGUUCAGUUGUCUUAGCUUUAUGGAUAAGGUGGGCUUCACGUGCUUUCCUGAAAGAAUCACGCCCAUUAAGUUUUUCAAUACGAAUCAAAAACGUAUGAUUGUCGGAAUGAUUAACCUAUGGCGUAACGGUUCUAAUUCGAAGCGUAUAUGGUUGCGAGUCUUGCGAAGGAAGAGUUAUGUCAAGCAGGAGAAGGGCUAUUUAAUCCUAUAUCCAGGCAUAGACAAGUUUAGAUUGACUUCCAGGUAUUCAAAUAUUGCAUUUGCGCUCCAUAUCGAUUCUUUGGCAGUUUCAUUGGAGAGUUGAAGUACGGCAAAAGGCAAGCGAGAUUAGCGACCCGUUCGACUGAAGAGCCCAGAUGGCCCCAGGUCAUAUCUCAGAUGGAGGCUACUUUUCAUGCGAUUAUUAGAAGAUUUUCAGAUUUAAUAUCGUGGUUCUAUUUUUUUUUAAGUUUGGACUCAGUUCUAGUGUGUUUUUGAAGCGUUUUUCUCCCAGAUUGGUAUGGUUUAGUAUCCCGAUCAACAUUUGUUGCAAGAUAAGCCUUGUACAGCUUUAUGUCCUAGCUCUGGGAAUAGCUAAAGAUUGAUCGCUAAACUGAUUAGUUUAAUUAGAACGCAUGAAUGGUUAUCAAUUACUGCCACUCACAGAAUUUUCAUCCAGCUUUGACUGCGUGCCACGUUGAACUAAUUUUGCAAUCAAUCAGUUAUUAAUUUUUUAUCAUUUCGCCCACGUCGUGGGCAUACUUUGCGCACGCAAUUAAAAGUACAGCUCCAGAAAACAAAAAAAGUUAACAACAAAAUCAUGUGAAUUCUGACCAGAAUUUACAUCUAGUCAUCAUCACUACUUUUUUACUGCAAAUUACACAUCACGAAAACAAAUGAACCAACUCAGAUAAGCUUGAAAAUCUAAUAAAGAUCACUUACAAGCUUCAGGAAUUAAGUAUAAGCCCCUUAAAUACUCGCGGAAAAAGCAAAACCAUUAACAUCUUUUUAGCUUUCAAAAAGAAUGAUCAAAACACGGAAGUUUCGAGAAGUAGCUUUUCGUUUGUCAAAAUCCAGACAAAACAUCAACACAAUUUAGUUAAACCACUUCUUGAUACUAGGGCUUCCACUAGGAGCAAGGGUAGUGCGCGGCCUUUGGUGCGCGAGGUUCCUAGUUCGAUGUUCGGUGACACGAUAUCCUUUUUGGAACUUCUCUCCUUUCUGUGUAGCUUUGACGAGCUUUAAAUACCCUUAAAUGGAGCAUUGAUGGAGAAAGAGAGAGAGCGAGGAGUGAGAGGUGGGGGGGCUGAGGAGGGUGGUUAAAAUGAGCGCACCGUCGACCUCAAGGUUAUCUGCUAUUACUGUCACGAGUUAUCGAGGUGAAAUAUGGUUGCUUUACCGUCUAGUUUACCUUUUACUUGUCUUCUGGCAUCAAAAAAUAAACAACUGUUCAUCUUAAUACAAGCACAGACACAUAAUUCCACCCCAGAGCACGAUUUCUCACGCUUCGUCUUUUCAUUCUAUAUUAGAAAUUUUUAAAAAAUCCAGAAGAAGGAACAUAUAUUUUUCAUUUAAGUCUCGCGUAUCUGUUUGCUUUCGAAAUGACCUCACUUAAUGCUUCGUUAACGGAAUUUAGAGUAAAUCCACCACCUUUAACCUCCACGCUUGAGAAUCAUCAUCAAAACGUCUUGAAUUUGGUUCAAUUUCAAGUUAUGAUGAAAUGCUGUAAGCUUAAGUAAACGUCAAUAGUUAGAACGUGAUUUGAUAGGAUUACAGUCAGUGAACAACGCUAUAAGCGCUUUUGGGCACAAAGGGCCAACGUAAAAGACGAAGACAACCAACCAGCGUGACCUUAAAAUUGUGUUGAUAAGGUACGUCCUCUUUUCCUUUGCUAUGACAACACCACUUGCCACGAUUUGUAUUUCACGGAGUUUAUUUUGAAUUUCUAAAAGCCUGAUCGUAGGUUGUCGUUAUACUAGCUUUUUUUGUGCUCAUGUUCAAUAAGUCGUAGCGUUUCAAAGAUAAAACAGAAAGAUUUCUGUUUCCUUAUGACUAAAAUGCAUCGCACCUCAUUGCUAACUUUGUCACUGACUGAGCACAGUUAACUGAGCUGGGAGGUUCUCCUUCAUUUCAAAACAGCUCCCUAGGUAUCUAUCAGACGAAACUGAGCUGCUAAUUCUUGUUGCCGAACGUCGGAUACCUGUAAUCGAAAUUUCGUGAAUAUUCGAGUCAUAUCUGGGUCUUGGCCAAAAAACUUGCAGUGGAACGUUUACGGCAGAACUUAGAUCAACGCUUGCGAGAUCAUCGUGUUUUACGGGAAGAAACCGGAAUAAUUUCGCCUAGUAUUAUUUACAAGUUCAUAAUAGGCGCUUGCUGUGGAGUACAAAUUUACUCUUGAUUUUUGUACGAGGAAAGAAAAAUAAAGGAAAUGCUAGAAAUAUUUCAGGAAUCCCUGAGGAAUCUUUUGUGAAAAAGUCACUGCGUAUUCAGAGAAAAAUGUCUGUAUCUUGAGAAGCUAAGUUUUCAGCUGAAGACUCGUAUACUUAUCUCAGUAAAUAUAUUUCACAAGUAUCAAAGACGCUUAACAGCUUAAACUAGUCAGUCUUCGCGGUUCUUAAGGAAUUAAUUCCUCGUGGCAUAUCGGAAAUAACAUCUAAGUCAGUGUGAUAAACACGAGAUCAGGAAUGAAGUUCCUUUUAAAACGAAAACGUAACAAAAUUAGGCACAUGUGGCAUGCAAUUCAUUGCCGGGUAAAGUGCUACUUUUCUUUACGAAAUAACGCCGAUGCUAACCUUGCAAUUCAUUCCAGCCGCGCUCAGCAACCUCAAUACUAUACCCCAAAAGCUUAAUUACUAAUCAUUCCUAGCUUUUUUGUUAAAUGUAUAUUAGUUUUAUCUUUUUUGAUCUCUAAUAUUAAGCCGUGCUUUAACAGACGCCAUGCGUAAGUGGAAUAUAAAGAAGAAGGAUAAAAUAUCUUCAGUUAAAAGACCUUUGUUAAUGAUUGAUAAUCUUAUGCUUAUUUUUUCUCUCUUUAUUCAUUGCCAGUUGGGGUUUUUCAUUCAGUCAUGAGCCUCUGCAUGUGUAUUUCCGAUGACAUCGAAGUCGCGGCUAUCGCUAUUGAUGCAGCGACGAUCUUAGAGAUUAAAGGAAAGCGAUGAUCGCAUUGCCAUUCCAAUCAAGUUUACAAUGUUAAGCCUGGUUCGGCAUAUGCCGCCGAUGUAUCUGCAACGUAGCCGUCGGUACCGUCUGGCCUACUGUUCCCGGACGAAUGAGAACACGCGCCGCCGGCAACUAGAGCCAUCGCAGAGCUCUACGGCCGGCAUCCCUGCGACAACUUCGCAGGCAUGCCAACGAUAAAGACUGGGAUGACCAACGUUGCCGGCCACUUAUGUUCUUAUUUCGGAACAGUAUCCCAGGCAUUACCGGCGGCUAUGUCGCAGGUGCAUCGGCGGCAUAGGAGAACCAGGCUUUAGUCGAGUAAUGAAAGCAAAGAAAUCUGCCCAAAAAAGGGCGCAAAAACACAGGGGAAGCCGGAUAGGGGCCUGAUUCGGGCGCGUGAGCUCUUGCGUGCAAUUCACCAUUUUUACAUAGACCAUAAUGCACCUCGUUUAUUCCCCAAAAUUUCGCAUAACCAUUGUAAUGGAUUUUUUGGGGACGACUGUAAUAAUACCUUAGAGAAAUAGGAAACAAUGGUUACGCAAAAUUCUAGGGGUAAACAAGGUGCAUUAUGGUCUAUGUGAAAGUAGUGAAUGGAGGUAAAGCAUGGAAGCAAUAAGUAAACAGUAAGCCCGGGAAAAAUACAACACUCGAUGUUUUCCUUUUGCAAUUUAAAACUUCCUGUGUGUGUUACAGUCAGCAAAGCUUUUUUUUCUCGCAGAAACCCGCUGUAAGCAACUUCAAGUGUGACAUCAAACUUUGAUAUAUGUGGCUCCUUUUGUUAUUCCUGGCAGUCGGUUGCUAUGCGACGCCAGAUAUCGGGGAAAACGUUAAAGGUGAGCUAUUGAAACUUUCACCUUGUUAACCUUUUGGUAUGAUUUGUUGUGGCAACUUUUUCAGUAAAUUAUAUUGUAAAGAUAGCAUGCAGUUAACAGUUAAUGACCAAAAUCAAAAAACUGUAAGUCCCCAAGGUUUUUCCCGUCACCAAUAUCAUUUAAGACGGGAAAAUAAAUGCUAACUUCACGAAAGGGGGCUUCCUGGCGGUGAUACAACUCAGUAACCAACCGAAUGAAACUCAGCAAAGGUCUUAUAUUUUUAUAUAUUUUAAUCUUUGAGCGUUUGUAUCCAGUUUCAACUUGACGUUUGGACUUCCACUGGACGUUUUCACCUACUUAAUCCAACGCAUUACAUCUCACGAGUGUUCUUCAGGAAAGUACUAUGAAUAAUUAUGAUCUCUUGAUAAAAUUAAUUCAUGAACCUUUAUGCUAGACAAUGAUGGCGUUUACGAAAAAAUGCUAACAAGCUUCCUAUCAAGACACAGUAAAUAUCACCGGCCUGUACUAAGGAUUACAGACAAUGUUACAGUCACCUUCGGAGUAACAUUAAAUCAAAUAGUAGAUGUGGUAUGUACAGAUAGUCCUUUUUACAUAAUUUUGUUAAGUUAUCAGCCGUAGCAUGUUAAAAAAUUAGUUGGCCUGUCUUCAUAACUAAGGAUGUUUGAUGGAUUUUCUGUGCAUGAUCUCCGAAAGAGUUUACCUUUUCGUUGGCUUGCGAAAGGCAGGACAGGAUGGAUAGUUUCUGUUGACUCAAAGAGACCAAGGGUCAUCAUCUUAUUCUUGCUUAUUUGUCUAAAACCGUUUAUCAACAACUAGAAUAUACCUAUAUCUCUAAUAUGUACCCCUAUAAAGGACGACCAGAAAAAAAAAUCAGCCCAUAUAAAAGAAUUAUCAAAAUUGCUAUAGAUGUUAUGUAAGGUUCCCUUUACGCUUCAGGUCGAGAGAGAACAGAUAUUAAAACUGAGUCUUUGGAUUAGACAGGUUAGUUUAAGUUUGUUUUAUAUCGUGACUACAACUGUAGUGACUGCCGCGGCGUUCAUUGGUAGUUUUGUUUCAAUCUGCGGCAUUUAAUCGCGUAAAUGGCGCAUUCCAGCUUAGGGGCCGGAAGUUUGUAGGUAAAUUUAAUUAAUCAUGCACCACGACUUGAGAAAGAGCAGAAAUUAUAAGGGCUUCGGGGUAACUCCAGUCGGAAUUAAAAACUCUCUCAGAUAUAAAACAUUGCCCAAGGCUUUUCAGCAUCUUCUUAGUUUGCCCUUGUACAUGUACGAGGUAUUUUCCAUCCGUAAUUACCGCAUUAUGGACUUGUCUUAUCACAGACAUUAUCAUUAUUUUGGUUAAUAAUGCUGUAUUUUUCAUUAUCUCUAGAAAUGGGUCAAUUCGUUAUUACGCUGGAACGUGAGUGAUUUUGGCGGGAUUACAGAAAUAAACAUUGAUCCAGGAAAACUUUGGUUACCUGAUAUCUACCUCUAUAACAAGUAAGCCCACGGUAUUAUUGUUUUUUUUUUUGGCAUUGUACAAGUUUACAAGUUUUACGGAAGAAUGUUAUUAACAACAUAUAUACCUAUGCCUUGACUAACAAAAAUCUUCCACCCAAUCAAGCAUUUUUCUCGCCGUGUUGAUUAUUUUAAUAGCUAACUUUAUGGCUUGCCAGCCUAUCAACAACAACACCAAAUGCUUUAUUUGCAUGACCAUAAAAUUACAGUACUGCAAAAGCUAUUAGUCUAAAUUUAAGUACUAAUUCAACUAAUUAGUACGUGCAAAACAUUACAAAACGUUACAGUUCUCAUUCAUUCAUUCAUUCAUUCAUUGAUAUUUAAUAAUUUGGUUCUUAAUUCAAAGCAUUGUGAGAUAAAUGAAACUAAUUGACAGUUCACUAAAUAAUCAGAAGAAUUCAUAAGAAGAGAUAUUUAAGUAUCGUGUGUAAGUGAUUUUAAGUCAGGUAUUUCAGUUUCUAGUUUGGAGAAAAAUAUGUCUCUGAUCUGAGAAUAAGCCUUACAGUCUAGUAAGAAAUGAUUUUCAUCUUCAAUUUUGUUACUGCCGAAAAAAGGAACAUACCCUUUCAUUACGAGGGAUUUUUUCGUAUCUAGCUGUUUCAAUUCUAAGUUGAUGACUACUUAUUCUAAAUUUAACUAAUGCUUUUCUCGAAGGGGUUUUUCUUGUUAAAACCUAGGUACUGCAUAGUCAUCUUUGAUUGUACAAUAAAAACUGAUGCAAUAUUCUGGAGCUAGAUUAAUUUUAUGGAAAGCUAAGCGUGUCAUAUAACUCCUUUGUUGUACAGCCUUCACUUCACCGUAAUCACGAUGAUGCAUGUUCAUCAUUUCAGUAAUUAUUAUAAAAUCACGUAGAACCACAAGGAACCCAGAAAAAAAUUCUGAGUUUCAGGUGAAAUUCGAGCCCACGGUCUGCCACAUCCUGCACCUAAAGCACACUCGGGCUCGAAAAUCUGCUGCGUCUGUCGUUAGAAGAAAGAAGAAGUCAUUCAUAAUGAAAAACUCAUUAAUAAUGCAUAAAGAAAAAAAAACAAAAGAAAUUAAUGUCUAUUGAGUGUCGUUACAUCUGAUAAAGACACAGCUAAACUUAACGUCCAUUUUUUAGACUAAAAUACGUAACCCCAAAUCUAAAUCUACCAGGAUUUUUUAAAACCGGGUUAACAAACAUUUUGUAAUUUCUCUCAAAUUCCCCUGCCUUAGCUUGUUUACUGCGUUGUUUGCUUAUGUCUCAUAUUUGUCUUGGUUAUUUCGUGGUGAGGCAUUUGUGUAGAAGUGGCUGUAGACAGAAUUUCGCGACUCCUCCCCCCCCCCUGUCUUUGGUCUUUUUCACGGUCCCUACUCACAAUUCCCUCAGUCUGUAACACAGGUGACAGUUAUUUGAAAUCAGGGCGCACCUAAAGCUAGUUUCGGAGCCGUUGAUAUUUCGUUAUAUUUCUUUCAGUGCCGAUGAAGACCACGAUGGUUCCUUGGAUAAAAUGAAAACAAAAGUCAAAGUAGAUCAUAAUGGAACCAAUCAAUGGCUGGCGCCAUUGAUGCUUAAAAGUUCCUGUAAGAUUAAUGUUCGCUACUUCCCGUUUGACGAGCAGGUAAGCUUACAACUGUCAAAGGUGUCAAUUUGGCCCAUCGACAUAAAGAACACAGUAGAAGUAGUAGUACUAUUUAAUCUUUCCACCUCUUGAAAAGGAUUGUUUUCAGUUUCAUAUUUUUAACCCCAAAAAAUAUUUCUAACUGUACCAACAACACAGUUCUAAUUUGUGUUGACUCAAAUAUCAUGUUCGUUUCAGGAUAAUAGUUUGUUCUUUGGCAGGCCUGUAAUCUGAAGUUCGGAUCGUGGACGUACGACGCAUGGCGCGUAGAUAUCAAAGCUGAGAGUUCAAGUGCAGAUCUUAAGACAACACAAGUGAACGGCGAGUGGGAAUUACUUGGAUUUCCCUGUAAACGCAAUACAAAGGUUUAUGAGUGCUGUCCACAGCCUUACUCUGAUGUUACUUGUACCCUGAAAAUACGACGAAGGACAACAUACUUUUUCGUCAACUUGAUUGUUCCUUGUUUUCUCAUAACGCGUAAGUACGAGGAGCACUUUUUAAAAAACUGGAACGCUCUAAAUAACUUGCGCGUUAGACACCCCUGAAGGUGUCCGGUAACCUUAACUAACGCUUUCCCCAUAUUUACUUACAUCUUAAAAAUUUCGGUUCACCUUGCAAGACAAGCAAAAGCUAAAAGUUGAUUUUGUUCAAUAUUUUACACUUGGGAAUCCAAAAUAGAGUGAGAAGUUGAUAUCAUAUUUUCAUUUAUUCUCUAGUCUUGUCUCUACUUUCGUUUUUCCUUCCAUCUGAAGCUGGAGAGAGAAUCACCUUGGUGAUAACUAACAUGUUGGCCCUUACAGUGUUCAUGCUGAUUGUAGCAGACAUUUUACCCGCGACAUCAGAAGUAGUACCACUUAUCAGUGUAUAUUUCACCAGUAUAUUGACAGAGGUAGGUAUUGCUAACUGUCCAGCAACUUUUUUUCUUUUAACAAAUUUUUUAGAAAGCAAAGCGCAAAGUUAGAGGUACAUCUCACUUUUUAAGUUGAGAAAAAGUCUUUUAAGAGUGUUUGCCUCAUAAGUUUGAUCAUGGAAAAUUGUAAGCUUCGGGAGUUUGGGGUUUUGCAGAUUUAAGGGUCUUUGGCCGCUCGUCUCUUCUAGCUGGAGCCUUCUUACGUUCUCUUUAAGACUUGUAAUACGGAGUCUCCGAGUUCAUGUCCUACCCUGACCGAUAGCUAGAUUUGUUUCUCGGUUUUUCUGAGUUGAAAUCCAUGGCCUCGAUUGUAAAAGAGUAAGCUGUUUCGCCUCCUGCCAGUUGGGAUUCUUAACCAUGUCAUGUUAUUUGUUUCAUUAUCCCUGAAAAGCCCCAUAAGGGAAGAGGAUAUGUAUUAAAUUUAAAUUCCAACUAAGGCUACCGUAAGUAUCUCGCGAUACCGGGACGUUCUAAAACUUGUAGAAUUAGUUUAGAUUCUUAUUAAGAAAGGAAAGUAGUCUUUAUUUUCUUCUGAACCACCUGCCUUGUAGCCUCCACCACGAGGAGUAGCUUAGAGCAUGAAAAUGCUCACAACCUCAGUACUGGUUUUGGCAGUCGCUUGAGCGACUGAGGGAUAUCCAAAUUACGACCUUAUCCGCUGGAUUAAUUUCACUAACUUUUUAUAUAUAUUCGUUCUAUUCUUUGGCUAGCAUAACCGGUUUGAAACGAUUUUAGUUAUUUUGGGCCAUGAUCAUGUCUUUGAAAAUAUUUUUACCACUUAAACGUCUAUUUCUCUCAAUAGGUUGGCUUGUCAUUAAUAGCUACUUGUAUCGUACUUAAGUGUUACUUCACAAACCCAGCCUUCUCAGAAGUUCCUUUCUGGAUCCGCCAGUUAGUUAUUCAAGGACUAGGUCAGCUGUUAAAGAUUGAAGCAAAGAGAGAACGCAAAAAAUCACAGAAAAAAGGAAAACCUGUUGAGGAAGGUAGAAGGUCCAGACGCAAGUCCAUGGCAGACGCGUUGGAUCCAAAUUUCGACAAUUAUAGUCAAAUCUUGUCAGGCCAAAGAAAUAGCCUGCCAAACGCUAAACCAAAACGCCCUGUUUCGUUGGCGGAGCAGACGGGUCCAAAUUUCAGCUCUCAGAAUCAAAACUAUCUGGGCCAAAAAAAAGGCGAGUCAAACAACAAACCUAAGCGACCCGUUUCCAUGGCUGAGUCGCUGGAUCCGAAUCUUAACUUGUACCAUCACAGUCAUUCAAGGCGCAGAAACACGGCAGGGAACAUUAACUUGCUUGAGCCCAACGUACCUCCGUGCGGGGCGUGUCAUGAACUGACUGUGGAUAUGCUUCACUUGGGACCUGGGCUGCCUGUCAAGAAUCUAUGCCGCUUCCCAUCUCGUCAGUCGCUAAGGAGAGAGUCCUGGUGCGAGAAUCCUUUAAGUGAAAAGGCCGAAGUGAACACCAACGUUCAGUCCCAAACCUCCUUGAUAGGCGCGCUUCUGCAUCGGCAGGAUCAUCUGGUGGACUAUGUUAAGACAUUGGUCGAAGCUGUUGAAGAACAGGACGAGCAUGAUUCAAAACGGGAGGAAUGGGUCCUGGUGGCGGAAAUAUUGGACACUUUUUUUCUGUAUGUGUUCGUAGUUGUAAUGAUUGGUUCAACUCUUCUGAUAUUUACUGCAGGAACGUCAUGGUGA